CAAAUGGCGGACGACGCCGGUGCUGCAGGAGGUGGUGGAGGAGGCGGUGGUGGAGGGGCUGUCAGAGGGGGCUUCCGGGGAGGCUUUGGCAGUGGUGGCCGUGGCCGUGGCAGAGGACGCGGUCGAGGACGUGGCCGAGGACGUGGGGCACGAGGAAAAGCUGAAGAUAAAGAAUGGGUUCCAGUCACGAAGCUCGGCCGCCUGGUCAAGGACAUGAAAAUCAAGUCUCUGGAAGAGAUUUACCUCUUUUCCCUUCCAAUCAAGGAGUCGGAGAUCAUUGACUUCUUCCUGGGCUCUUCUCUGAAGGAUGAAGUUCUGAAGAUCAUGCCUGUUCAGAAGCAGACUCGGGCAGGGCAGCGCACCAGGUUCAAGGCCUUUGUUGCCAUCGGUGACUACAAUGGCCACGUUGGUCUGGGAGUCAAAUGCUCAAAGGAAGUUGCCACAGCAAUUCGUGGGGCCAUUAUCUUGGCUAAGCUGUCCAUUGUUCCAGUGAGGCGUGGCUACUGGGGUAACAAAAUUGGCAAGCCCCACACGGUGCCAUGCAAGGUGACGGGCCGCUGCGGGUCUGUCCUGGUGCGCCUCAUCCCUGCACCACGUGGCACUGGAAUAGUGUCUGCCCCAGUUCCCAAGAAACUGUUGAUGAUGGCUGGGAUUGAUGACUGCUACACCUCUGCCAGGGGCUGCACUGCCACAUUGGGCAACUUUGCUAAGGCCACCUUUGAUGCCAUUUCAAAGACGUACAGUUACCUGACGCCUGAUCUUUGGAAAGAGACGGUGUUCACCAAGUCUCCUUACCAGGAGUUCACCGAUCAUCUGGCCAAGACCCAUGCCGCCAGAGUCUCUGUGCAGAGGACCCAGGCAGCUGCUGUGGCAACUACCUAAUGGCUUUUUGUACAAGAAAUAAAAGACAAAUGACCAAUG
Molecule: messenger RNA, 921 nt
Organism: Eublepharis macularius
Lineage: Eukaryota; Metazoa; Chordata; Lepidosauria; Squamata; Eublepharidae
Gene: RPS2
Product: ribosomal protein S2
Exons: 7
Coding region: 4-882 (292 amino acids)
Biological process (GO): translation
Cellular component (GO): cytosolic small ribosomal subunit; ribosome
Molecular function (GO): RNA binding; structural constituent of ribosome
Source: RefSeq, a predicted model, not a curated record